UAACAACAUUUUAUAGAACAAACAUCUCGGUCCUCUUCUUCACCUUGUCUUUAAUACCAUCACCAGCACAAUUCCCUCAAAGGAUAAGGUGAAGAUGAGUGACCUCCAAGAAAAACAAAAUGCUGUGGAUAAGUCGUCUUCUUCAUCGUCGACGGCAGUUGUUGAUGGGCCAUCACCACUCAGAAAGAUGAUAUCCGUAGCUUCUAUCGCUGCUGGUAUACAGUUUGGUUGGGCUCUUCAGUUGUCUCUGCUAACUCCGUACGUGCAGCUUCUCGGGGUUCCACACAAAUGGUCAUCUCUCAUCUGGCUAUGUGGUCCUAUCUCCGGCUUACUUGUCCAACCAACCGUCGGUUACUACAGCGAUCGAUGUCAGUCAAGAUUCGGUCGUCGUCGUCCUUUCAUCGCCGCUGGCGCCUUUCUAGUGGCCGUUGCUGUUUUCUUAAUCGGUUACGCGGCUGAUUUUGGCCACAGCUUGGGAGACAAAGUCGAGGAGCGUGUAAAGUCAAAAGCCGUCGUUAUCUUCGCACUCGGGUUCUGGAUCCUGGACGUGGCUAACAACACUCUCCAAGGACCUUGCCGUGCUUUCCUCGGUGAUUUAGCAGCUGGAGACGCUAGGAAAACGCGAACCGCAAACGCGGCUUUCUCUUUCUUCAUGGCUGUUGGAAACGUUUUGGGGUACGCGGCUGGUUCAUACAGUCACCUCCACAAGAUCUUUCCUUUCACAAUGACUAAAUCAUGUGACAUCUAUUGCGCAAAUCUAAAGAGUUGUUUCUUCCUCUCUAUCACUCUCCUCCUCGUCGUCACCAUCAUAUCUCUUUGGUACGUCGAAGACAAACCAUGGUCACCAAAGGCAGACUCCAACGAAGAGAAGAAAACUCCCUUCUUCGGUGAGUUAUUUGGAGCCUUCAAGGUGAUGAAAAAACCAAUGUGGAUGUUGUUGAUCACAACAUCCUUGAACUGGAUUGCGUGGUUCCCUUUCCUUUUAUUCGAUACUGACUGGAUGGGUCGUGAAGUAUACGGUGGAAGCUCAGAGGGAGAUGACAACAUGAAGAGACUUUACAACCAAGGAGUUACAGUUGGUGCGUUGGGAUUGAUGCUUAACUCAAUCGUUCUUGGAUUCUUUUCGCUUGGUAUUGAAGGUAUUAGCAGGAAAAUUGGAGCCAAAAGGCUUUGGGGAGCUGUGAAUAUCAUCCUCGCCGUGUGUUUGGCAAUGACGGUUUUGGUUUCUAAAAAGGCGGAGGAGCACCGGAAAACUGCCGGUGCCUUGGCCCUUCCCACCGAUAGCAUCAAAGGUGGAGCAUUGGCUCUCUUUGCUAUUCUUGGAAUUCCUCUUGCUAUUACUUUCAGUAUUCCAUUCGCCCUAGCUUCCAUAAUCUCAAGCAGCACCGGGGCCGGCCAAGGACUUUCUCUAGGAGUAUUAAAUAUGGCAAUCGUGAUACCACAAAUGAUUGUAUCGUUUGGAGCUGGUCCUGUUGAUGCAUUAUUUGGAGGUGGAAACUUACCAGGAUUUGUGGUCGGAGCAAUUGCAGCGGCUAUUAGCAGUGUUGUAGCAUUUACUGUUUUACCUUAAGUGGUGUUUGUUUUAUUUGUUAUGUGUAUGCACAUGCAUGUCUAAUACUGAUGUAACAUGUUGCAUAUUUGUAUGCAAUAUAUAAAUAUAUAUUUUCUGAUCAUGUUUUCCAUAUUUUGCUCCUAAUUAAUCAUAUUCAUCUGUUUUUCU
This is a messenger RNA of Camelina sativa (false flax), 1720 nucleotides long. RefSeq names its product sucrose transport protein SUC8-like. Gene Ontology annotation, molecular function: sucrose:proton symporter activity. Lineage: Eukaryota; Viridiplantae; Streptophyta; Magnoliopsida; Brassicales; Brassicaceae. The record is from RefSeq and is a predicted model, not a curated record. Gene Ontology annotation, cellular component: plasma membrane; vacuole. Gene Ontology annotation, biological process: sucrose transport.